CCCAGAGAGUCUGUCAAACUCAUGGCCGAGAGUGCAGAAGUGGAACUCAGCGACGAUGUGGCUGCUUUGCUGGUUGAAGAUGUCUGCUACCGGCUUAGGGAAGCCACACAGUCACAGGCGGUAGGGCUGCCGUUCCCCACCAAUGGGAGGUCGUUCACAUCGGGCAUGAGGACCACCUCCCAGUCGGUGAUCAAGCGUCAGAAAGUGAACCAGGGAGAUGCACCCAACCCUGUGGUGUUUGUGGUCACGAAAGACACCAGGGCUCUGAGGAAACACCUGACCCAGUCUGAGAUGCAGCGUGCAGCCAGAAAACCUCACCUCCCCUGUCAGGGUCAAGCUGCCCUUAGGCCCCCGGCCCCUGGUACUGCCCAUCAUGCCAUCCAGCACCAGCGAGCCCAUCGUCCUGGAGGACUAAGGUGGGGCUGAGAGCCCCC
This is a messenger RNA of Coregonus clupeaformis (lake whitefish), 434 nucleotides long. RefSeq names its product metastasis-associated protein MTA2-like. The record is from RefSeq and is a predicted model, not a curated record. Gene Ontology annotation, molecular function: protein heterodimerization activity. The transcript is spliced from 3 exons. Bases 22 to 426 code for a protein of 134 amino acids. Lineage: Eukaryota; Metazoa; Chordata; Actinopteri; Salmoniformes; Salmonidae.